Molecule: messenger RNA, 742 nt
Organism: Leptopilina boulardi
Lineage: Eukaryota; Metazoa; Arthropoda; Insecta; Hymenoptera; Figitidae
Exons: 3
Coding region: 89-574 (161 amino acids)
Source: RefSeq, a predicted model, not a curated record
GCUCUGAACUUGAACUUUUUUUCAUUAAAUUGAUGAACGCGAUAUUUGUUAUUUUGGUAUAAGCGAGUUGACAUAUAGUCGUUUAAGAAUGAUAAGAACUGUGUCUAUUGGUAUACUAGUAUUUUUGCUAACUCAUUUUUUCAUAGAAAAUUCACCAGGCCAAAACUUUCAAUUGCCUGCAGAGGAAAUAUUAAAAAAGUAUUUAAAUAUAACUGGAGCAGAGUUGAUGAAAAAAUGCACUGCAAAGGAUAAAUGCCUUGCUUCCAAAGUUGUUGAUCUGUCAAACGAGAAGAAACUUGCAGGCGAAAAUCUAAUAAUCCAUAUAGUAAACGAAGCAAAGAAAUUACAUUCAGUUACUGAAAAUGAUUGGAAUAAUCUCAUAAAAAACCACUGUCAAUCUAGUCCUUUCUUCAUCGUAAGUUUGCAAAUAUCUUUUGGUUAUACUGGUGGUUGUCUUUCUGCAGGACAAAUUCCAAGCCCUGACCUCACAAACAAGGCUAUAGAGGAAUAUAAAGAAAUUUAUUGUUCUCGAGUCAAAGCAUCGGCAAAGAGAAAGUUUCAAAGUGGAAAUUAAUAUAUCAUGUUUAUUCCGUUCUUUGACAAGUACUUAACUUCUUUAAUCAAGCGUGAUAAUGGUUAUACAUAUUUAUUGUCCAAAAAGGAAAUCCAUAAAAAUAUUGUUUCUAUUUAACAAAAAGCUCAUGAAAUGUAACAACGAAAGAGUAAAGUAUAAAAUAACAAA